CCGGCUCGCCUCUCCUCUCACCCCGGCCGGGGUCUGAGCUGGACGUGCCCGUCUGCGCGGUGAAGAGCAGGUGAUGCUGCAGGAGCGUCGAGUGCAUCUUCAUUGGCCCGGGGUUGCAGACCUGAACGUGCGCUGAUCAAAGAAGUAAACUUUGUGGAGGGACACUGACAUGUUUGCAGAGAAAUUGGAACACAUACAAUAAUGAAAAAGGUACAUUUAAAGGUAUGGCUUGAUCCUGCGUCUCUGAAUUGAGCUUGGCUUCAGCAUUGACUUCAUUCUCAGAAAACCUGCUCUGCUCCUUUGUAGAGGAGAUUCAUGUGUUCAGUCAUAGCUGGAGUUUUUCAGAUUCCUCACAUUUUAAAAACCUGGUUUUUAAUACACUUCUACUACUUCUAAUUAAUCAACAAUGGAUUGGAAUGCAAAACCGAAAAGUGUCACCUUACCACCAAUGUAUCCCAAAAGACGGCCAUCUUUUUUGGAGCAGAGUAUAAUAAACGCACCAUCUCAAGUAUCUUUAAACCCUCCUAGAAGUAACCACCCUGCGUGCAUGUUUCCGAGUAACUCAAAUCCAGUUUCACAGUCAGCCCUCAACAUCAGAAAUACAGCUCCUCAACAAAUUUCUGCUUCUGAUAUACAUAGUAGGACAAUUUUUCCCUCACAAGCUUCAGUGGAAAGAAAUACGCAUGCUAAUGUAAAAGGACCCAAUCAACUAAACAACAGUUUACAAAUGUCUCCAGGAGUUGCACAAAAUGUGUGGACAAACUCUUCAAUGAGUAAUUCUAUGUUUUCUCACCCGGGGGCAGCUAUUACUCAACCAAAUAGUUUUAGAACUAAUCUACCAAAUGUAAAUGCACCACAGAAUCAAUUUGUAUCAUCAGAAAUCUAUCCUAUGCAAGGACAAAUGGUCCCUUCUAAUUCUGUAAGAGUUCCUGCAACUUAUCAAGGAAACCAGAGACUUACCUCAUCUUUAUCAGAGCGACAGGCUGAAUGGGCACAGCAGUAUACAUCGAAUGGACUGACUUAUGCAGAUUAUGGACCACAUUCAGAGCAAUACAAUUAUCCAUCACAAAGCUUUUUGCAAAGUCCUCUUCAGAAACAAAAUCCUAUGCCACUUACAUCAGGACAAGUUAAAAAUAGUCAUCCUUCAAAUUCUGCACUUACGUUACAGUCAAAGCAGACUUCACCUUUACCAUCCUAUCAAAUUGCAGUACUUCAGACUGAAAAAAGACUUCCUACUCCUUAUGACUGUAGAUAUGUAAGCCAAACUUUGCAAAAUACUCAGCAUGUUAUUACUCACUCUUCUAGUGACGUUCCUCAGGGUCAAGAAGCACAUAUUUCUGAAAUAAGGAAAGACUUUUGCAGGGGAUUUCAACAGCAAAACCUCAAUGAAAAUGAAAGCAUGAUUGGAAAUUUUUGUAAUGUGAAAGUAAAUAUUAAUAACAAUCAGCCUUAUAAUGACCCCACUAGAUCUUCUGUGGAUGGUGUUCAGAUUCUUCCUCAAAGUAAUCAAGAAGAAAGAGUAGAGUUUUGUAAUUUUACUUCAAGUCAAGUACCGGACACAAGUCUCACAAAAGAAAAGUUAGUGAAGGAUAUUGCAAAAUUAAUAGAAAUGAAAAAUAAAUUUUAUGAACUGGCUAGGAAAGUUAAAAUUGAUAAAAAUAUUUUAAUGUCAUCAGGUUGUAUUAAAGCUAAUAGCGAAUCAACUCAAAAUUCUGAACUUGCACUGAAACAAACUGGCAAAACCCAGUUUGGACCACAGGUAACCCCAGCUGCUCCAGAGAUUGUAGGGGAUAAAUCACCAACAGCAGUGGAAAUAGAAAAAACUAAUAGAAUGCAUAGUACAUUGAAUUCUAACAUUCAAGAUACCAAUCUCAGAAAUUCAUACCAGGUUAAUUCCAUUUUACUAAAUUCUGAGUGUUCGGGAAAGGGGCCAGUUUCAGACCAGUUACAUAACUUAAAAGAUGGCACUUCUUUCAAUAUACCACCUAUGGAGCAAACCCAGUUUUCAUCAGGAAAUGUAGUUAACGUUGAAGAAAAUGUGCAAACAAAUGCCAAAACAAUUUCAGUUCCUCAGUCCAUGGCCUUUGAGUCAUAUGCUUCAAAAUACUUAAAUGAAAAUAGGCUACUUAUCAAUCUCCUUACACAUGGAGAUGGUAUUGAGAAAAGGUUAAUGAAAGAUGGUUGUGGAACUAUUCAGGACUCUAAACCACACAGUUCUGAAAGGAAUGUCAAUACCCAAAUCACUAAUAACCAACUGAACUUGAAAACUAUGGAAACUCCAAGCUGUUGUGAUAUUAAUGCCAAGAUUUCAGAAAAUUCUGUUUGCCUUGACCAUAAAUCGUCCCCAACUGGAGUUACUCUGAAUUCUGAUAGUCAUUCUUUGGAAUUGAUAGCAACCUGUCUUAAUCUGUGGAGAAAACAACCUUCCAAACCUACAGAAAAGAAACAGUGUAUUGAGUUGAACACACACAGAACAGCAGUUGGACUCUCGAAAGCUGGAGAAAUCUGUGAUCAAACUGCAGUUUCACUUGUGGAAAAUUCUCACAAUAAGAUAGAAAACUGCUCACAAGUUACAACUCUGCCAAUGGUAGUGCAAAAUUACGAAUCUUCAAGUGCAACUACUACAAAGGGAACAGAACUUCAGAUUGCUGUGGUGUCACCCUUAAUUUCAGGCAUCAAAACAUUGUCUGACAAAGGAAUAUCACCUGAUCCUUUACCUGAAACCGUCUAUCCGGUUAUUAAAGAAGGCAGUGUUUGUAGUUUACAGAAUCAAUGGGCAGAAAACACAGGAGUGACUACUGUUUCGAAAGUGAAUGAACCAGUUACAAAUAUAACAAAAUCCACCAAGGUUUCCCCUCUAAUUCAGAAGGAAAAGCAAAAUGCAUCAAUUAAUGGUAAAACAGAAGGUGCACCUAAUACCAAUCAAGGAACUCCAUUAGAGUCUGAACCAGAUAAUCACUGUACUGUGAGUGAUCAGCAAGCCUUAUCUAACUCAAGAGACAGUGAUGCUCUGAGUAGUGAGUUGUUACAGAUUGACAAUAUAUGUUCUCUUGUUGAAGGUGAUACAUCUUAUAAUUAUCAAAUAGCAAAGAUAUUCAAUCCACCUCCUAUUGACAAGAUUGAACCACAGAAAUUGUUACCUAAUCUCCAAGUAACUAGUACUAAAAAACAAACAGGACAGUUAGACAAUAUCACAGAAAAAAUAGAGCUUGGAUUACAAGAAGGUAAUUUUUUACGGCACACAGAUGUUUCAUGUAAAAUACCUGAUCAAUCAAAGUCCACGCAACCUCCAGAGUCAUCAUUUUUGAAGCAUGCCAACUCCAGUGAAAAUCCAGUGGAAAGCAAUUUGAAGCAUUAUACUAAAGUAAGCUCAGCUAUAGAUAAGUGUUCAUCAGCUGCUCUUCACCAGGACGGUAACCCUCAGGAAAUUGAUGUGUCUUGCAGUCACACUGCCCAGGUUCCUGCAGUAAAUGAGAUUCUUGAUAACACAUCCGUCUUCCCACACAGUCAGCUUUCAGAACUUUCAAAAGAAUUUCCCUAUGGUAUUGAACCUGUGAAUACUCAUGAAGAUUCUCCAGCACAGCAAAUAACAGUCCCAAACUCAAAAGAUGAGUCUUGUGAUAAAACCACCUGUGACUCCAAAGUUGCAUCUGACCAGAUAAAGAUUACAAUAUUAAACUCAGAGCAAAUGAAAGAAUUAUUUCCUGAACAGAAUGAUGAAUCUCCUGAGGUUGAUAAAUUGACACAAUGUGAGAAAGAAAACCCUGUCACAAAAAUCCAGGGUGACUCACCAGUACAUCCAGAUGGUUCUAAUUUUGAAAUGGGUUCAGAGAAAGAUGAUAAAGAUGAUGUCCGUUGCUGUUCAUUGGGUUGGCUCUCUAAUGUUUAUAAAGGAUUUCCCCAAUGCCAAUGUAAUUCUAUCAAGAACUUGACUUCAGAGGUUGAAAACAGGAAAGAUCAAUGUUCUCUGGAGACCAAUAGUUGUAAGCAAGGAGAGACUACCUCUGAUAAAGAUGAUUCCAUUGUACAUAAGACUUCUCCAAAUAAUAAUCCAAAGAUUGCUCUGACUUUUCCGAUUGAGGAAAAACAUUCUGAAACCGAACAAGGCAAGAUUAUGAAAGAUAUAUCCAAACCAUUAUUCAGCUCACUAAGCACAGAGCAAGAAUUAACCAGUCCAACUUUAUCUAAAGGGGUUAAAAAACUAGAUUCCUUAAAAGGUCACAUACAGAAAGGAAAACUGAAAUUUCAUGAGGUAACUUUUCACUCUAGUGAGAAAAAGUUUUUUGAAGAGGGCUCACAGAGAAAGAUCAUAGGACAAAAUUCAAGUCUACCUAAAGCAAAGCCAGUUUUCUGUACAAAUAAAAGUAAAGAUUUACCUAUCAAGAAGAAUUCUUUUGUACGGGAAUUCUUGCCAAAGGAGAGAAAAUUGGAAACAGGUGAUGGUCAGCAAAAAAUUUCAGUGAAAAGGAAAUUAGGUGAAGGGAGCAUACUUAAUUCAGAGGUAAAGAAGAUGAAGUAUUUUAAACAAGAUCAAAAUAAAAAUGGAGGUGUUACUUUGAAAACGGGUAUUUUGUUGAACCCCAAUGAACGCGCCAAAAUUAAAGAAAAGACUGAUGUUAAAUCAUCAGGCUCUUCGUCUAAGGAUGGUUUGCCUAAAGCUGCUAAAGUUAUAACACUAGAGCAGUAUUUGCAAAGGCGGAAGCGUAAAGAAGCAAUGGGUGUAAAAGCAUCAAAAUUAAACUGUGAGAAAAGUAUACCAUGUGAGACUCAAUCUGUGAGGUCAAAUAACCUUAGUGUGCAAGUAGGGAGUUGUGGGAAAUCUAAUGAGCUACACAGUAGCAGUGUGCAAACCUCUGAAGAAUCAUUAAGUAUUUGUUCAAGCCAAGCUAAGAAAACAAAAAUCCACCAUUCUAAUUUAUCUAAAUCAUGCCUUUUGGGGAAUGUUAAAGAAACAGUUGGUGGAAAGCAACCUGAUAAAAUGUUCUUGGACAAAACAAAAUUAGAUAAAAAUUCAAUCAAUAUAAACAAUGGAAUUGAACCCAGCCAUUUGUCUCCCCAAGCAAAGGAGCAAAGGAAACAGUAUCUGAACAGAGUUGCCUUUAAAUGUAUUGAACGAGAGAGCAUUUGCCUCACCAAACUCGAGAGUUUACCGAAAAAUGUUAAUAAAGAGAGGAAGGUGGAAAAUAAACCCAACAGCCCUUUACCUGAGAAAAAUGCCACAGAAAAGCAAAGCAUGCUGGAGUUUAAGUUAUGUCCAGAUGGGCUGAUUAAUAAGACAAACUCUACUGAAGAACGGAAGGAUCUGCCGCCUUGUCCUGAGCAAGCCCCUAUGCAAGUUACAGGAAUAAAAAGUUCCAAAGAAGACUGGAUAAAAUGUGUACCUGAGGAGAAAAGGAUUCCAGAAGUCAACCAAGAAAUAGGAGUCUGUAACUCAGAGCCGUUGUUGGUUCCGUUCCGGCGCCUGCACUCCAACCCCCGUGGGUCUCUUCUGUGUGCAAUGGAUGGCAUUGCCCUAGACAAAGCAGCUGGCACAAAGCGGGGACCUGACGAGCUGUCUUCUGCCUGCAUUACUAACUCAGCUUCCGCAGCAAGUGGAAAUGACAGGAAGAAGUUUAAAGGUGACAGCAAGAUGUUGGAAGUUGACAGUAAGAAGUUGAAUGGUGACAAAAGGAUGUUGAAAAUUGACAGCAAGAAGUUGAAGUUGAAAGGUGAUAGGGAGAAGCUGAAAUUGAAAGUUGAUGACAGGGUGUCGAAUGGUGACAAGUUGAAAAUUGACAGCGAGACAUUGAAGUUGAAACUUGACCACAAGAACGUGAAGUUGAAAGGUGAUGGCAGGAAGUGGAAAAUUGAUAACAAGACGUCGAAAAGUGAUGGCAGUAAGUGGAAAACUGACAACGAGAAAUUGAAAGGCAAUGGCAGUAAGUUUAAGGUUGACAACGAGAAAUUGAAACUUAAUUGCGAAAAGUUGAAAGGUGAUGGCAGUAAGUUAAAAGGUGAUAGCAAGAAGAUGAAAGACAACAGUAAGAAGUUCAAAGGUGACAACAAAAAUUCAGGUGUUCCCUCCCGAGUGGUCUACAUCGGGAAGCUCCCUGGGGGUGUCACUGAGGACGAGGUCCUAUUUCUAGGUCUGCCCUUUGGGAAGGUCACCAACCUCCUGAUGAUGAAAUCGAAAAACGAGGCAUUCAUUGAGAUGAACACAGAGGAGGCUGCCAUCACCAUGGUGAACUACUAUACCUCUAUGAUACCCAUGAUUCGAGGCCAGCCCAUCUGUGUCCAGUUCUCCCACCGCAAGGAACUGAAUACCAGCAGCUCAUACAACCAUUCACAGGUCCAGUCAGCCUUGCAAGCUCUGAACUCAGUUCAGUCCAGGAAACUUGCUCUGCCUUCCUCAGCUUGUGCUGUGGGUACAGGCACUGUCGAUGCAGGUCCUUUGGGUACUGUGAAUGCCGCCACUGUGCAUGCUGUGGAUGUGGGGGCGGACACUGUGAACUCAGACUCUCUGGGCAAGGGUGUUGUAUGCUCAGGCACUGAGAAUGUAAGCCCUGUGAGUGCAGCUGCUGUGGAUACAGGUAUGGAGAUGACUUCCCAGUGCCCAGUAAUACAGAUUAUCAUAGAGAACCUCUCCCACCCAUUGUCCCUGGACAUGCUUCACCAGAUCUUCUCCCAUUUUGGCAAAGUUUUAAAAAUCAUCACUUUCACCCAGAACAACACAUUCCAGGCAUUGCUGCAGUAUGCUGAGCCGUUGAGUGCUGAGCUUGCAAAGGUGUUUCUGGACAGUUGGAACAUCUUCGGUUGCACAGUUCACAUCAGCUUAUCCUCCUCUUCCAUCCUUAAUGUGAAGUACAACGACAGCAAGAGCCGAGUCUACACCUAUCCUGACCUGCCCUGGUGUGACAGCCAGGUCUCACAGGACCAAGCCAUGGCCUCGGCCUUCAGUGCUGCUCCUGUAAUGUCUGUCCCUCUGCAAUCACGAGCUGGUUUCCAUUCUACACUUUUCAUUCCUCAAGCUGCUGGCCAUUGUUAUCCCAAUGAGCUCCAGGCCCUGCCUCCUGUGGCAGUUGCGCCGGUGUCAGGGGCAGCAGCAGAAGCAGAAGGCCAGAUUGCGGUCCCAGAUCUGGUAUCUGUGGCCAUUCCGUCAGUGUCAGAGCCAGAAGCAGAAGCAGGCCAGAUUGCCAUCCCAAGCCUAGUCCCUGUUGCUGUCCCGUUGGUGUCAGAGGCAGCAGCAGGAGGCCCGAUUGCCAUCCCAGGCCCAGCAUCUGUGACCAUCCCAGGGGUAGCAGCAGCAGUAGCUGCCACCCAAGGCCCAUCACCAUUGGUGUCAGUGGCAGCUGCAGCAGCCCCAGCAGCAUCAGCAUCAGCAGCAGGCAGCCUGAUUGCCACCACCAGCCCAGCAGGGGCUGGAAAUUGUGUCCUGCUGGUCAAAAACCUCAACCCCAAGAGAAUCAAAAUCCAAAGCCUCUUCAUUAUUUUCGGCGUGUAUGGCAAUGUGCAGCGGGCGAAGAUUUUCUUUAAGAAUAAGACACGAGCUCUGGUGCAAAUGGCAGAUGGCAUCCAGGCCCAGCUGGCCAUGAGCCACCUCAGUGGGCAGAAGCUGUAUGGACGGCGUAUGCUCAUCACCGUCACCCGGCACAAAGACGUGCAUCUGCUCCGUGAGGGCCAGGCAGACCUGGACCUCACCAAAGACUACAGUAACUCACACCUGCACCGCUUCAGGAAAUCCUGCUCCAAGAAGGACCAGAAGGUUUUCCCACCCUCAGAGUGCCUGUACGUCUCCCACAUACCGCGCUUCACCUCUGUGCAUGACCUCUGGGCCCUAUUCUCCAGCAACGGCAGGUUUGUCAGAAGGAUAAAGUUCUUCAGGAAGCACAGGGACAUGGCGCUGAUCAAGAUGGGUUCAGUGGAACAGGCCAUCGAGGCGCUCAUUGACCUGCACUACUACAAGCUGGGAAAGAACCAGCACCUGUGGGUGACCUUUUCCAAAAUACCUCAUCAUUCCAGAAAAGAGCCAUUUUAAAAGCUGUUGAAAUGACUUUUAAAAUACCAGAGAUUAUUAGUUUUCUAAGAGAAAUGAGUUUACCUGUUUUUUUUAAAAUAUAAUUCACCUUGUUCACCUUGUGGAGAUGGGGUGCCGGCCUCAGGUUUUUGGUGAUGGGUACACAGGAUACCUCCUCCUCCCUGGUGCCCCUUGCUUGUGCCUUGUGCAGCCUGUGCAGUGGGCAUUCACAAACCCCACUCUGCCUUUUUGUGUCUUAAAAUGCACGGCUUUGGCAGGGCUCUCUUGGUGGUGUUAAUGCUCAGGGGUUCGGGGACUUCCUCAGGGAUCAUGUACCUGAUAUGGCAAGAGGCUGCCAGGUAUAGGAUGUGCCCACAUUUCAUUCUUCUGUUUUAUCAAGUGUGUCAUUCUCCUCACCCCUGACUUAGAUGUCCCUCCUGUGAUGAGAACCUGAGGUGUGUUCCUGGUGCUGCUUUAGCAUGGAGCUUUGUUUCAUCAUAAAUUUCUGAAUUGUCCUUUGAUGCAAUUGCAGACACCUGCUCCUAGCAAUAUUUCCAAUUGACCAAAUAUUCUAGUAUUCACUUUAUAUAAAAGAAAGAGGGAAUAACUUUUUAUAUAGCAAGAUAAUAAAAAUGGCAUCUGAAUAAUCUAUAUUUUCUCCUUAUAUGACGUUUUGUAAUGUACCUUUUAUUCCUUGGAGUUAAGUUGCAAGGCAGAAUCUAGUUUCCAGGGUAGACACAGUGGGGGCCACUGAAAAGCUUGGGUUCUUUCUAGAAAGCCCAGACUUGAGACCUCUGGGUCCAGAUUCCUUACACCUAACCUGUCCUCUCGGAGGACAAGGCUGCUUCAUACUUGCAUGAUUUUUCUUUUCAUGCAGAUUUGGAUCAAUGUUUUCUCUCUCUCUCUCUGUCUCUCUCUCUCUGUCUCUCUCUCUCUCUCUCUUUUUUUUUUCUGAUCUGCCCCUUAAGGUGGGACAAUGGCCCUUUCUUGUGAAGUUCUGCAUUCAUGAGUCCUAGGGGCUUCUCUCUGCACAGAGCAGACUUCAUCCUGGCUGGACUGGCCUCUCUUUUUAAUGCCCGGAACUCUGAGCUUACGUGUAUGGUGGGGGGACAAGGUUAAAAAUAUUUAAAUGUUUUUAUACAUGUCAGAAGUGAUAUUCCGUAUGUAGUGGUUUUUUUUAGAGACACAAGUGUAUUUUGAUAAUAGCUAAUUACAGGAUCAGUAUUGUUAAUGUGGAGGGAAUAUGGCACAUUCCAUGGCCUGCCUGAUGACUUCUAAUGUGGAAAGAACUGAAUUAAAGUUAUUUUUAUAACAACUUUGCCUAUUCCCCAGGCUUUCUGUUCAUGUUGUUGAAGGCAGUUUGGCCAGUCUGUGCUAGACAUUGAAUAAACUUUGUAUCCUGAAAAAAUAAAAACAAGAUUUGGUGUAUGUGUUUAUCAGUAGUAGAAAGAUAUGGGGAGGAAGGUAGCAGUGAUCUCUUUCCCAAGAGGGAAAUUGAGUUAUUUUCAUAUUGUGUCUUUGCUGAUUUUUCUAUCUGCGGAGGUAUUUGAGCUGAGGACCAACCACAAAUACCAUUGCUUUUAGCAAUCAGUUUUAAGUGGUUGAAUGAAUCUAGUUGAUUUUUAGGGUUUUGCAUUAACAACUAGAAACUUGGGUUCUGGAGUUUUAUUUAAGUUUAGAUUUAUUGAGUGUCAAGACAAUAGUUUAGUCAGUUGAAAACAAGAAAACAAUUUUACCAGAAGCAACAAGAAAGGAGAGCACAUUUUCAUAAAAGAGGAAUAAGUGGAGAAAACAGCUGAAAGCACAAAUACUCAAAUUGAGCCAUACACAUUGAAAGUGCAAAUAGGAAAAAUGCUCAAAUUGAAUCAAAGGAGAGGUGAACUCUUAUUAAUCAGAACAUGAAAACAACCAGAAAAGAGGACACAAGUUUAAAAAAAAAUUUUUUUUUUUUGAAAUUGAAACACGAAGUAAAAAUAAGUGAAAGAAAUGAGCAUGUAAAUGAAAGCAAAAAAGGGCCAUUGAAACGGCAGACUCAGGUAUUACUCUAAAGAGAAGGAGAGAGCCAUACUUGAAAUCUGAACAAGAAAAUAUAAGAUGAAUACAUGUAUGGGUUGACAAUUGAUGUUUAGACAGGUGGUAAAUUACAGGGAUAAAAACAACCACAAAACAGGAUGAGCAAUAAACAGUGAAACACAAAUACCUAGAAUCAUAAAUAAAUACCUAAAACAUAAACCAGAGAAGAAGCUUGGGAGAUCUGUAGCUGCACAAAUGAGUGGUCGGAAGAUUGUUCUCCUAAUUUAUCCAUCGUAUGUGGAGAGGGUAACAGUGAUCUAUUGAUAUUUAAAUGGCGAGGGAAGGCCCAGUUAAUACAAGUUGUAGAGCUCUGUCCAAGUCUGCUGACACUUCGUGAGAGGAGAGAGAGCAACUGGACAUUGUGAACCUGUGUGAUGUGAGAAAUGCUAAUGACUCCCAAAGUACUUGAACCUUUUUAAAGGAUUAUAUACCUAAUUUAGGUAUAAAUGUUCCGUGUGUGGUUGGAGCUACUUACAAAGAAUUCGAGUCCCGGGUAUUGUAGAAGAGGAAGUGACUGACGACAAUGGAAAGCAACAGCUGAGGUUCCCCUAAGACAGCAGCAUUCCUUUCCUCGUGAAAACGAGGGCAGAGAAGAACGAGAUGACAGAUCCACCCAGGCAGAACGUAAAACCUACCUUGUGGAAAGGGAAGGCUGGAACAGGGAAGAAAAGUAUUGGAAUUCUGCAUCUUGGGAACCCACAGUGAAAUAAAGAGGCUCAUCAAGAAGUGCACGUGAAAAGCUGGCCCCACAAUUUAAAGGAGUAGUGAGGUUAAUACAGCACUGAAACAGUUUGUAGUAAAUGUAUGGGCAUGUUUUAGAAUGCCUAAGCCAGAAUUUUAAAAACGAAUUGGCUGAUGUUUCUUCUGUUUAAAUGGAAGACUACACAAUUGUGUUCAAAUGUCAAGUGAGAUUUUUAUUGAUUGAGGGAAAAAGCAGAACAGCUUUCCCUUAGGCAGGAGAGAAGGACUGAGUAGAAAACAACCGAAAGGACAGGCAAGAAAGAAGUUGUGUGUUUAAUUUGAUUGAGAAAAGCCAUAGUUCAUCAAGUUUUUACUCCUUGUCCUAAUUUUUUAUACCGGAGAAGAUUCUGUAAUUUCUCUGUUUUGCUCACUAACUUUAAGAAAAUAAUAAAGUAAAAUGAAAUUUCUGUUUCUGUAGAUGACAAUGUCUUGGCUAAUUCAA
Molecule: messenger RNA, 11249 nt
Organism: Pipistrellus kuhlii (Kuhl's pipistrelle)
Lineage: Eukaryota; Metazoa; Chordata; Mammalia; Chiroptera; Vespertilionidae
Gene: RESF1
Product: retroelement silencing factor 1
Exons: 9
Coding region: 407-8014 (2535 amino acids)
Biological process (GO): regulation of RNA splicing; regulation of cell differentiation
Cellular component (GO): nucleus
Molecular function (GO): mRNA binding; histone methyltransferase binding
Source: RefSeq, a predicted model, not a curated record